UUGAUUAAAAUCAAAAUUUUAAUUAUAAAAACUCAACAAUUGUUAGCAAAGUAAUUUAUUUCAAAUUUAAAUCAAAUUUCGCUCGUAUUUACAUGAUUCAAGAUAAUUUUUUAUACAAUUAGGCUAAAUGCAAACAAUAUUUGCAAACAAUAAAGUCUGAUUGUAGAUUGAACUUGAGUAAAAUCUUAUGAUUGAUCUCGUGAGAAUUUACAUGUAAAAGAUUUGAAAGAUGAAACCUGUUAAUCAUUGUUGAUGUUUACUUGACGCCAAAGAUUCGAAACAGUUUAUUAGCUCAAUAUAAUUGCAAUUUUAACUGAAUAAAUUGUUAAUCAACAUUGAAUUUCAAUGCUCCAGUGUUCCUCGACUUAUCUUUAUUUCCACUGUAGCCUUAAACUGACUUUAUUUUGAACUGUGCAAUCAUGUGUUUUGUCGAAUAGAAAAUAAUCACCCAAUGACCGUGUUACAACCUGCUUCUUCAUCAUUAUUAAAGUUUUUCUAUUUUGUUACCUGUUUGUUUUAAGCUUUUUUUUGAUGGCGUUUUUCAAUCCCUUUUCAUCUUCAUCAUCUUUUGGCCCUAUUGGUACCCCAUUGAGCAAAUCAAGCUCAGAAUUAACCAGGAAAUUAAAAUCUCACCCGGAUCCUGCUAUUCAAUCAAUUCCAAUGAACGUUCCACCAACAUUAGUGUCCAAUCAUAAUACCAGUAAAAGGAAAUCUCGCCGUGGAUCUUGUGUUGAAUGCGUUUUCUGUAAAAACAAUGGCCAACCUGUUAAUUUCUAUCAAAGCCAUACCCUUAAAGAUACAUUAGGCCGUGUUGUUUGUCCCAUUUUGUUUGCCUAUGACUGUCCAAUUUGCCAUAAUGGAGGUGGCCCUCAGGCUCACACUGUACGAUAUUGUCCUGAAAAUAAACCAAGUGCUAAGCUCGAGAAUUCACCUGUAAAUCGUGUUGAAUCAAAUUUACUUAUUCCACAAGAUACAUUACUGGCUCAAUUUCUGAGACUCUAUUUGGAUAAUCAGCAAUCUACGUCUUAUCUUAAACUAAAUUAUCUUUCAUCUUCUUCAUCUUUUGGCUCAAAUGGAUCAAUUGACCCUAUUGGUACCCCAUUCAGCAAAUCAAGUCCAGAAUUUACCAGGAAAUUAAAGGCUCGUCAAGAGACUGCUAUUCAAUCAAUUCCAAUGAACGUUCCACCGACACCUGUGUCCAAUCAUAAUACCAGUAGAAGAAAAUCUCGCCGUGGAUCUUGUGUUGAAUGCGUUUUCUGUAAAAACAAUGGUCAACCUGUUAGUUUCUAUCAGAGUCAUGUCCUAAAAGAUACAUUAGGCCGUGUUGUUUGCCCCAUUUUGUUCGCCUAUGACUGUCCAAUUUGCCACAAUGGAGGAGGGCCUCAGGCGCACACUAUAAGAUAUUGCCCUGAAAAUAAACCCAGCAAUCGACUCAGAAAUGCUUUACUCAAAUCUCAAGCCCUAUUGAACAGUGGCCAAUCAAUUUUGUGAAUUUAUCCAACACCCAUUCAUGAAUGUCCAAAUAUUUCAUGCAAAACUGCAAAACAAAACAAUUUUUGCAAAACUUUUGUUAUAUUCAUAUUAAUUUCAUUUUCUUUCAUUUGUAUGAUUUUCAUGGCCAUGUCUUGUUUAUUUUUAUAUUUUCAUUAACUUUCUAUC
Molecule: messenger RNA, 1659 nt
Organism: Tetranychus urticae (two-spotted spider mite)
Lineage: Eukaryota; Metazoa; Arthropoda; Arachnida; Trombidiformes; Tetranychidae
Molecular function (GO): RNA binding; zinc ion binding
Source: RefSeq, a predicted model, not a curated record